UGCCGCCCCCGCUGUGGGGAAGGAGGCGGAAGUCCGGCAGGCUCUGGGCGUCGAGAUGGAGGAGGGAGAGUACGAGUCGGUCCUGUGUGUCAAGCCAGAGGUCCACGUCUACCGCAUCCCGCCGAGGGCCACGAACCGUGGUUACAGGGCUGCGGAGUGGCAGCUGGACCAGCCAUCAUGGAGUGGCCGGCUGCGGAUCACUGCAAAAGGGCAGGUGGCCUACAUCAAGCUGGAGGACAGGACGUCAGGGGAGCUCUUUGCUCAGGCCCCAGUGGAUCAGUUUCCUGGCACAGCUGUGGAGAGUGUGACGGAUUCCAGCAGGUACUUCGUUAUCCGCAUCGAAGAUGGAAACGGGCGCCGGGCGUUUAUUGGAAUUGGCUUCGGGGACCGAGGUGAUGCCUUUGACUUCAAUGUUGCCUUGCAGGACCAUUUCAAGUGGGUGAAACAGCAGUGUGAAUUUGCAAAACAAGCCCAGAACCCAGAUCAAGGCCCCAAGUUGGACCUAGGCUUCAAGGAGGGCCAGACCAUCAAGCUCAACAUUGCGAACAUGAAGAAGAAGGAAGGAACAGCUGGGUCUCCCCGAGCCCGGCCCGCCAGCACAGGAGGACUGAGCCUGCUUCCCCCUCCCCCAGGGGGGAAAACCUCCACCCUGAUCCCGCCCCCUGGGGAGCAGUCGUCUGUAGGGGGGUCCAUCGUCCCGCCAGCAGGUACUCCCAGUUCAGGAGGUGCCACUGUGUCCUGGCCGCAGCCCAAGCCUGCCACUACUGCCACCGCUGACAUCUGGGGAGACUUUACCAAAUCCACGGGGUCGACCUCCAGCCAGACUCAGCCAGGCACAGGCUGGGUCCAGUUCUGACCUGAGCCCAACUCUUUUUCUUCGUACAACUUCUGGAAAGGAGCCACCUCACGUGGGCCGAAGGAAGGGGGAUGCCGCGCUCCCUGGCCAGCCUCAUUUUGGAGCAUGACUCUCUCCUCUCUUCCUGGCCUGGACCCUCUUGACAGACUGCACACGUUAGGCAGUAAAUUGGCACCACGUCACACUGUUCCCUGGGAUUCGAGUAUGCAGCCAGAACACCGAAGAAAAGUUCCAGGAUCCCUACCCCUGUCUGUCCUCUUGACACGAGAGAGACUCUGACUACUGCUCUGUCACAAUGGCCCGUAUUAAACACAAGCCCCUAGAGCAAAAGGAAGGGUUGAAUGUGCCGCCAGGAUUCACAUCAGCCCUUUGCGGGGUGGGGGUGGGGGGGUCACAUGUGUCACGUGAUCACUGCCUGGAAGGGGGCUUUCCGCACUCCCAUUGGAUGUAGCCACUCACAGUCAAGUCUCCUCUAGAGGAGGGAUUCCUUCUUGAUUUCAAGCAGGUUUAUAGGCUGCAGCUUGAACAGACAACCAGGAGGGAAAUCAAGAGUAUUAACCAGCUUUAAAACAUUUUUUUUUUAUAAUACUUGCUUUGCUAACGUGUUGAUCUGCACUAACGCGUGGUCUUUGCAAAAGGGACUGUUCCCACGGUGUGCCCCAGCAGGGGCCCCUGAAAACAUUCCUCACCAUCAGCCACAGGAGCUGCUGCUCUAAGCUUCAGAAAGCUGUGUUCAUCUCGGCCAUGUGGCCCGGUUUCCAUGUUUGCCAGGCCAGGUGGGCAGUGCAGGGCCGAGCAGGCGCUGGGAGCCAGGUGGGACAGUCCGUGUUUGAGCCAGAAACCGGUAGCUCCUCUCCUGGAGGUGGGAGGUUCGGCCUUCCCAUCAGCUGGCAGCUCUCUGGGCUCAGGGCUCACGGCACCGUUCCUCGCGGGCUUGGGUUUUCUCCUUGGUUUCUGAAGUGCCUUAUCUGCAGACAACCUCUUAACUUUCUUUUCUCCUUCAGGGACUGUCCAUGACAGACAGACAGAAGGAGUUCUGAAGCAACUGGAAGUUUAGGGUUGCCUGUAUUACUGGUUUAUAAGAAUUUUAUCUGAGCACACCUCUAAGAUUGCUUUUAUUGACAUAUGUAAGUUACCUCUUAAUUGAAAGAUUUCCUGUUUGAAGGGUCAAGAUGAUGAACUGAAAAAAGGGUUGGCCUUUCUGUGGGACCAGAUUUCUAAGGUAAAAAAUAAAUAAAUAUUUUUACUCUGUCA
Camelus dromedarius (Arabian camel) is the source of this 2110-nucleotide messenger RNA. It is a transcript of the gene NECAP2, whose product is annotated as NECAP endocytosis associated 2. The transcript is spliced from 8 exons. Gene Ontology annotation, cellular component: membrane; clathrin vesicle coat. Bases 56 to 856 code for a protein of 266 amino acids. Lineage: Eukaryota; Metazoa; Chordata; Mammalia; Artiodactyla; Camelidae. The record is from RefSeq and is a predicted model, not a curated record. Gene Ontology annotation, biological process: endocytosis.